This is a messenger RNA of Salvia splendens (bonfire salvia), 1296 nucleotides long. Its product is annotated as 60S ribosomal protein L22-2. Lineage: Eukaryota; Viridiplantae; Streptophyta; Magnoliopsida; Lamiales; Lamiaceae. Gene Ontology annotation, cellular component: ribosome. Gene Ontology annotation, molecular function: RNA binding; structural constituent of ribosome. Gene Ontology annotation, biological process: cytoplasmic translation. The transcript is spliced from 3 exons. The record is from RefSeq and is a predicted model, not a curated record. The coding region runs from base 123 to 503 and encodes 126 amino acids.
CCAGCAGCCUCUCUAUCAUUUAUUCGUUUUCUCUAUACACGCAUCACGCAGUUGGCGGCCGACUCCAUAGACGUAAUAAGCUCCACUCCAUUUCCGCACCUACUGCUAGAAAGGCGGCAAAGAUGAGCAAAGGCACGGCGGUGGCGGGAGCCAAAGGCGGGAAGAAGAAGGGGGCGACCUUCGUUAUCGAUUGCACAAAGCCGGUCGAGGAUAAGAUUAUGGAGAUCGCCUCGCUCGAAAAGUUUUUGCAGGAGCGAAUUAAGGUCGCCGGAAAAGCCGGAGCUCUCGGGGACUCCGUCACUGUAACUCGUGAGAAAAGCAAGAUCACCGUCACUGCUGAUUCCGCUUUCUCAAAGAGGUAUAUCAAGUAUUUGACUAAGAAAUACUUGAAGAAGCAUAACGUCAGAGAUUGGCUUCGGGUGAUCGCUUCCAACAAAGAUCGGAAUGUUUAUGAACUGCGCUACUUCAACAUUGCCGAGCAGGAGGGCGAGGAAGAAGAUUAAAAUGUGCAGUUUGGGCGUGAUAAGCAUAUAAGAUAGGAAGCCCUAACUUAACCCAAAACCAUGGUCAAAGGUAAAGGGUUGACUCCCUAUUAUAUGCUAUUCCACACUUUCGUGUGAAACCGAUGUGGGAUCGUAUCAAUCCAUCCCUCUUUUAAACCGGACGUCCACGGACGGCACACGCCACGGGCCCACCAUCCGCUUUACGGCCCUUUUUCCUUUCGGGCCCACGUUUUUUUCGGUGGCACCCCUUGGUCACACCUACGGGUAGCCCCUUUCCGUAGGACAUCCGGAUCCACGUUCACCGCACCAAAUUGAUAAGCAUAUAAGAUAGGAAGCCCUAACUUAACCCAAAACCAUGGUCAAAGGUAAAGGGUUGACUCCCUAUUAUAUGCUAUUCCACACUUUCGUGUGAAACCGAUGUGGGAUCGUAUCAGGGCGGGUUGCGAUGCUCCACUUUUUGGAUAAGUUCGAGUUGUUGGUUUUGCCUUUCAUCUAAAAAUUAACAAUUCCCUAGAUUUUGUGCUUGGAUUUUAGCUCUCUUAUUGCUUUAUUAUGUUGCUCGUAUUUCAUAUAAUUAUUCAGCAGCAGUAGAUCCCUUUUUUCAGAAGUGUAUUUUUGGUAUUGCUUUAUUGCCAAGAUGCUUAGUGCUUUCUGGAGUAUGUGUAUUGUGCGGCUUAUGAAGUUUUUAGCAAUUUCAUCUCAUCUCAUUUUCCAUUUCUACUCUUUCUAGUUUCAACUAUGUAAUGCUUUCUUUCAUCUUUCGAUAUGAAAUCCUCAUCCUGAUUCCCGACUA